AUGAGUGAAGUUUGUUACCUAAAUGGUAGCACAUUCCAGUGCAGAUGUGAGGACCAGUAUGUCUGGUCUUCUACGGACUGCGCUAAAUACGAAGCCUGUGAUGAGAUCACUAAUGACACGUGCAGCUGUAUCAGCAGUAUUCCAUCCAAUGGGCACUACUGCCAGCCAAAGACAGCUCCUCCAGUUGUUUAUACAUACCUCAUUUCUGUUGAGUUGAACAUCGCAGAUGUUGGACUAAUAAAUCCACUGAGGACCAUUCUGAGCAACAUCAGUUACCCAAUCAGCAUCAACCACAUGCAAAUCUCUGAUGUCAUCAUUUCUACAGUUUGCUCUCUGAGCAGUAGUGGUUACCAGUGCAGAUGUGAGGAUCAGUAUCGCUGGUCAUGUGACCAGUGUUUCAUGUAUGGAUCCUGUGACAACAUCACCUCCGACACAUGUGGAUGCAUCAAUGCCAUCCCUGCUGAUGGACAGCAUUGUCAGCCUGUUGACCAAUACAUUUCUCCAGUUGUCUAUGAAUAUAUUAUUACAAUGGAGCUGAACACCACAGAUGUUACAGUGAUAGACCGACUGAGAAACAUCAGUUACCCAGUCAGCAUCAACAACAACACACAAGUCUCCGGCAUGAACAUCUCUACAGUUUGCUCUCCGAACAGUAUUGGUUACCAGUGCAGAUGUGAGGAUCAGUAUCGUUGGUCAUGUGACCAGUGUUUCACGUAUGGAUCCUGUGACAUCACCUCCCACACAUGUGGAUGCAUCAAUGCCAUCCCUGCUGAUGGACAGCAUUGUCAGCCUGUUGACCAAUACAACUUUACAUUUUGUUCAGUUGGGACGACCACUCUAUCACCAACAACUUCUCCAGUUCUCUAUGAAUAUAUUAUUACAAUUGAGCUGAACACCACAGAUGUUACAGUGAUAGACCGACUGAGAAACAUCAGUUACCCAGUCAGCAUCAGCAACAACACACAAGUCUCCGGCACGAACAUCUCUACAGUUUGCUCUCAGAGCAGUAGUGGUUACCAGUGCAGAUGUGAGGAUCAGUAUCGUUGGUCAUGUGACCAGUGUUUCAUGUAUGGAUCCUGUGACAACAUCACCUCCAACACAUGUGGAUGUAUCAAAGCCAUCCCUGCUGAUGGACAGCAUUGUCAGCCUUUUGACCAAUACAACUUUACAUUUUGUUCAGUUAGGACGACCACUUUAUCACCAACAACUUCUCCAGUUCUCUAUGAAUAUAUUAUUACAAUUGAGCUGAACACCACAGAUGUUACAGUGAUAGACCGACUGAGAAACAUCAGUUACCCAGUCAGCAUCAGCAACAACACACAAGUCUCCGGCACGAACAUCUCUACAGUUUGCUCUCAGAGCAGUAGUGGUUACCAGUGCAGAUGUGAGGAUCAGUAUCGCUGGUCAUGUGACCCGUGUUUCAUGUAUGGAUCCUGUGACAACAUCACCUCCAACACAUGUGGAUGUAUCAAAGCCAUCCCUGCUGAUGGACAGCAUUGUCAGCCACUGACAGAUGACUUGAUUUGUCCAUCAACAACUCCGCCAGUUGUAACAACUACAACUGCUGCAACGACAAGGAAUACUACAGCAUUCUUAACACCAACCACGACAGCCACAACAGAUUCAACACUUACAACACAUAUGAACACCACAACAGCUGCAACAACAACUGUAACAGAUUCAACACCAGCUACAACAAAUGUUAACACCACAACAGUCACAUCAACAACAGUGGUAACAAUAACAACUACAAUUGUUGCAACGACUAUGAAUACUACAGCAUUCUUAACACCAACCACCACAGCCAUAACAGAUUCAACACUUACAACACAUAUGAACACCAUAACAGCUCCAACAACAACUGUAACAAAUUCAACAUCGGCUACAACACAUGUUAACACCACAACAGUCACAUCCACAACAGUGGUAACAAAUUCUACACCUAAUGCUACAACAAAUAUGACUACGACAACAGCUGCAACACCAACUGUAACAAAUUUUAACACCACAACACAAACAACAGUUGUAACAAAUUCGACACCUGUUGCUACAACAGUUAUGAACACUACAAUAGCUACAACACCUGUGCCAACUCCUGCUAAUGCAGAGGACUUUAAAUCAGUGGGACAAAAUGAGAACAGCAUCACCCUGCAGUGGAAAAAAGUGGAAAACAUCCUCACAUAUGUACUUGUGUCCAGUGACGGACUGGACACAAACGUCACUGCAGAAAUGGGAAAUAAACCAGUUACACAUGUAACCUCAGGACUCACAAAUGGGACUAAAUACAACUUCACUCUCUUCACCGUGUCUGAAAAAGUCAGAAGCAGUGGAGUGAGCAUUUCUGCAUUCACUGCUCCUCCUAAUGCAGAGGACUUUAAAUCAGUGGGACAAAAUGAGACCAGUGUCACCCUGCAUUGGAAAAAAGUGGAAAACAUCCUCACAUAUGUACUUGUGUCCAGUGACGGAGAAAUAAACGUCAAUGCAGAAAUGGGAAAUGAACCAGUUACACACGUAACCUCAGGACUCACAAAUGGGACAAAAUACAACUUCACUCUCUUCACCGUGUCUGAAAACGUCAGAAGCAGUGGAGUGAGCAUCUCUGCAUUCACUGCUCCUUCUAAUGCAGAGGACUUUAAACCAGUGCGACAAAAUGAGACCAGUGUCACCCUGCAGUGGAAAAAAGUGGAAAACAUCCUCACAUAUGUACUUGUGUCCAGUGACGGACUGGACACAAACGUCACUGCAGAAAUGGGAAAUAAACCAGUUACACAUGUAACCUCAGGACUCACAAAUGGGACAAAAUACAACUUCACUCUCUUCACCGUGUCUGAAAAAGUCAGAAGCAGUGGGGUGAGCAUCUCUGCAUUCACUGCUCCUCCUAAUGCAGAGGACUUUAAAUCAGUGGGAAAAAAUGAGACCAGUGUCACCCUGCAAUGGAAAAAAGUGGAAAACAUCCUCACAUAUGUACUUGUGUCCAGCGACGGACUGGACACAAACGUCACUGCAGAAAUGGGAAAUAAACCAGUUACACAUGUAACCUCAGGACUCACAAAUGGGACAAAAUACAACUUCACUCUCUUCACCGUGUCUAAAAAAGUCAGAAGCAGUGGGGUGAGCAUCUCUGCAUUCACUGUUACGGAGAAAUAA
Messenger RNA from Pleuronectes platessa (European plaice), 3147 nucleotides. RefSeq lists its product as uncharacterized. Lineage: Eukaryota; Metazoa; Chordata; Actinopteri; Pleuronectiformes; Pleuronectidae. The record is from RefSeq and is a predicted model, not a curated record. Gene Ontology annotation, molecular function: protein binding. The transcript is spliced from 27 exons. Bases 1 to 3147 code for a protein of 1048 amino acids.